AUGCGCCUCAUGCGACGGAAUUGCAGCAGCAGGGAUGCGAGCACGUCAUCGCCACCAUCCGAGCGCUGUGUGGGGGACAUAAGGCCAAAUUGUUUACUGAAGUUCACAACUAAGCACAUGAUUUACAUUCCGCGUUUUAUGGGAUCGCGGUCAACGUGCGGAUCCAGCAAAGCUGGUUCGCGAACGGUGUCAUUACCGUGGAGCGUCAGUGUUUCGCGCGACAGCAGUUGCGACGCCAAGACCGAGGCCGAGGACGAAAGUGAGAGCGUGGACGAGGACGAGGUUGAUGAUGAGAAAGACAUGCUGAUCGCGCAGGAAUACGGUGUGCUGCCGUAA
Molecule: messenger RNA, 336 nt
Organism: Soboliphyme baturini
Lineage: Eukaryota; Metazoa; Nematoda; Enoplea; Dioctophymatida; Soboliphymatidae
Source: the annotation of a GenBank genome assembly